This is a messenger RNA of Mytilus trossulus (common blue mussel), 2844 nucleotides long. RefSeq lists its product as uncharacterized. The transcript has 8 exons. Bases 110 to 1981 code for a protein of 623 amino acids. NCBI's taxonomy places the organism in Eukaryota, Metazoa, Mollusca, Bivalvia, Mytilida, Mytilidae. The record is from RefSeq and is a predicted model, not a curated record.
AGGGUUUUACUGCCAAUUGAAAGAAGACAUGUAGUGGCCAUAUUUCUAUUCCACAGUCACCUCAAGGCUGUGGUGAUCAAUAAACAGUGAUAAAGGUAUAUAGUAAUCAAUGGGUGUAAGAGGAUUGUUAUCCACAUGUUUGAGAAGACAGGAUGAAUGUGUAGAGGAGGUUGACCUUAUUGAAGUCGCAAGAGAGAAAAAUGGAAUUGAGAUUUUAGUGGACUAUUAUGCAUUUCAGCAGUUUCUUAUUUACAAAUUCUGGUAUGGUUUACAACAAUAUCGUAAUAAUGAGUUUUUAAGAAUCUGUGGCGGAGAGUAUGGAACUUUACAGGCUUAUAUUACAAAAUUUGUUAAAGACCUGCAAGCACUUGACAUCACUCUUUCAUUUUAUGUUGAUGGUGCAAAGGGGACUUGUACGGAGACAUCAAGACAAAAAAUUGAUACGUGGAUGAAAAGGCAGUAUGCAGAUGUUGAAAAGUUAAAUCAAAUAAUGGACGUUUGUCGUGGAGUGACAUUUAUUCAAGAUCUGCCAGAAGAUAUAUUAGUACGUCCAGUAUUGCUUGAAAUUGAGAUAUUUCACACGUUAAAACAGCUAGGCUGUUCAAUAAUUCAUGCAAUAGCUGGCGAAGCUGACUAUGUAAUUGCUAAAGCUUUAAAAGAUAGGCCUAAAGCAUAUGCAAUACUAUCUAAUGAUUCUGACUUUUGUAUCUUUAAAGACUCUUGUUUUAUUCCAUUAGAACUAUUUGAUCAAAACCAUGAUAUGAAAUUAGGGUAUCCAGGAGAUUUACCAGAACAGCCCCUAAGACUUAUGGUUGGAGUCAUAAAACCUGCAAAGGUCAUGGAAAUGUUGAAGUUUAAAAAUUAUCAUUUAUUGGUUGAAUUGGCUGUUGUUGCUGGUAACGAUUUUACAGGACCAUUCAUGCAUAAUGGACUUCAGGCACAACUUGAUAUCCGAGGACACCCUAAUAUUCAGACUAUAGCAGGCUGGUUAUGGCAUUAUAAAAGUGCUGAUCAUCAUCCUAUCCUUGAUAAUGCAAUGAGACAUAAUCCUCAGUUUUGUAAUGCUGUACAACACAGUCGGAAUUUCUAUACAUUAUCCUACCCUGAAAAUACAUUGAAACCUCCACAAAAAGGUUACUUCUCACAGCUGAUUGGAGAAAGAAUAGCUAGUGGUACUCUUCCAUCAAACAUCAUGGCUAUGCAUAAUAAUUUUUACUGGCAUCGAAUGUGUCUUGAAGACAACUGUCAGGGAUGGCCUUGUGUUGAAGCCUCAUUGGCAGAAUUGCGAGGUAGAAUUUAUCGCAUAGUUCUUCCCAGGCAGGAAUGUUUGGUUAAUGAACAUGGGAGAAAUCCAUGGGAGCCUUUUAAGUCUGCUGGUAUAAUGGCAUCAGAUGAUCCUGACCUUCCUGUUAUACAUAAAAUACAACAAGAUAAGAUCUUCUGGAACUUGAAACAUUUCCAUCAUGUUAUGUCUCAUCAAGAGGAACCUGGUAAAGAUGUAGUAUGGUUUGACAGAUAUGGUAGAAAGAAUGGUUUUAUAGUGUACUUGCUGAGGUACUUCCUUCUUCAGAACUGGGGUAGAAAUCUUUACAUCAUUGACAAAGAAUUCCUAGCAUUGGCAGCUUUAGCACUGGGUAGACCUAACGAGAAGCACUACCAACAAAUUCCUCUGAGACCAACACCUAGAUGUGUAUCUAUUGGUUCAUGGUUUCAAGAUAUAUACAGACAUGCAUACAGUUUUCUAGGAGAGUUACUGUAUCUGACCCAUGAGUUUCCAUUACCCAGGGAGAUAUACUCAGGAGCUGCUUGGACAGCAUUCUAUACAUGUUGUAAGGACGAAACUUAUUACAUGGGUGUAAACCAGGUACCUAUGAACUUCUUGCUACAGACCCAGGCGGAAAUGAAUAAGAUCACCAAAGAAAAGAGGCACAUGAUAAGAUACAUUGUUGAAGGGGUUUUCCCAUUUGAUGAUAGAUUCUGAAACAAUGCAUUAUUGGAAUUUUCAUUUAGAUGAGAUGAAUAUUUACUAUCUGAAAAAUGUUAUCCCUUUGGUGAUUGGUGCACAGACAGAGCUGGAAAGAGAACAUGAUUUGAGGAGCUUUACUUGAAAACAUUUUAAAGGUGUUUUCUUAAUUGUGAUUUCAACUGAAGAAGAUCAGUUAUAAAAGGAACUUGGUACAGAAAUUAUUAGAUAUUUUCUUUUUAUCUAAAUGGUUCAUCUGUAGUUAAGAAUCAUGUGAAAAAAAUGUUCUAAUACUAUACAAUGUCAUUAACUGGAGAAAGAUUUUCCAUAUGACUACAAUGUCAUUAACCAGAGAAAGAUUUUCCAUAUGACUACAAUGUCAUUAACUGGAGAAAGAUUUUCCAUAUGACUACAAUGUAGUUUUUAUGCUAUAUUUAUAUUUUUUAAAAGCAUGCUUGUUUAUUUUUGUGAAAUUACUAUUCAUUGUAGUAUAUUGUCAGGUCUUCAGUGCAACUCCUUCAAGUCAUAUUAUGUGGCCUGCAUGUUGAAAGAGAGAAAUGUUUAAUAUUUUUUUUGCUUAUAAAAAAUAAAUUUCAUUAGUAUUUUUUUCUUAAACAGAUGUGUACAAGAAAUAUCAUUGAAGAUUAUUUUAAAAAAAAGUUAUUAGAAUAAGAGUGAGUAGAGUUUUAAUCUCCUUAUGUUGUUGCACUUUAAGACGGGAAAGUGCACAAUCAAAUCAUACUAAUUUCUUAUCUCUACUUUAAAGAGUAGAAACAACAUGAUGCAGUUAGUUGACUUUUCUUAUAAAUCAUAUCCAUAUGAUUGUCAAUCAGUUUUUUGCUGGCUUUGAUGUAGAAUUGUUAACUUCUUUAUACAUUGUG